Messenger RNA from Trametes versicolor FP-101664 SS1, 2466 nucleotides. RefSeq lists its product as uncharacterized. The transcript has 9 exons. The record is from RefSeq and is a predicted model, not a curated record. Bases 1 to 2466 code for a protein of 821 amino acids. NCBI's taxonomy places the organism in Eukaryota, Fungi, Basidiomycota, Agaricomycetes, Polyporales, Polyporaceae.
AUGCCCCUCGUCCUUGAGCUACAGUGCGACAUCCCUUACGAGUUCUACCCUGGAAGAUGCGACGGCUUCGAGGAAUACAUGACCCUCAAGGAACAAAUCUGCUACGAUUACCGCCACCCGCCUGACUUCAAGCGGUUGUAUGCAGAGGGCCAGUGUUCCGUUAGGGAGAACUUCCCGGGCCGCCUGAAGUAUGGUCUGCGCGUUGAUGACGGCCCACUCAUGCUAGAGCACUGCCUGAGAACGAUUUCCGUAUGCAAUCCUCUCAUCACAAUAGACGACUGGUACAACCCGCUGUCUGUUUCUAAAAGACUCGCCGGGGUCUAUUCGCAGGCGGACGAAGAACGGGCCAACUUUCGACUUCCAGAGAUCCGGGACCUCACGUCACGACUCCGCCUGCAAGGACUCGCCUGCUACGCGUACCUCAACUUCUACGCGUGCUGGGUAGACGAGAAGAGAACCAUGAGCUGCAAGAGCCUCGUCCGAGUCGACGGCCGCAGCGCGAUGUAUGACGCGUGCUCCGCUGCCAACGUCUGCGUCGGACUCGGCUUCGUGCCGCCCGUCGCUCUCCGCAUCGCGGGCUGGGUGGCGACUACUAAGGCGCGCUUCGGCGUCGACGUGCGCGGUACGGACAAGUUCAGAGAGCUGCGCUUCCUCUGGUCCGCGCACGCGAACUACCUCUCUCGUCUCCAGCUCAAAGAGGACGCGCGGCUAAGGAAGGUGGCGAAGGCGCCUUACCUCUAUCGGUGCGCCAACGACGGCUGCGAGAUUCAAGCGACUAACAGGAGCGCAUUGCGGCGAUGCGGCGGCGGCUGUCCGCCUGAGCGAAAACCCCAUUACUGCAGUGAGUCCUGUCAGCGUCAGCAUUGGACAAUCCACCGCGAGUUCUGCAAGUCCGACACCACAAACAACUACACAGACAUCGUUGCCGACGACGGCAACCCCGACUGGGUUGAUAUAGACGACUUUAAGAUCCAUAUCGACGAGAAGCCGCCCUGGAAGCGCGAGUGGCCUCUCUUUUCCGACUACGAGGGGUUAGAGAUCUUCAUCGACAUCCGGAACGACAGUCCGUUCCGGAAGGGCGAGAUCGUACGCCUCAAGACGCGGACACUGAGCCCCGAGUGCUUGAAGGCGUACCGCAGCGUGUGGACGCCGGUCAGGAACUCCGCGAAGUCGAAGAUGAGGAAGCACGUUGAGAAAUUGAUGACCGAACCCCCGGCGAACAUGGGAUACCCUCAGCGGGACACGCAGCUGUCCGGUUUGGAGAGUGCAGGACGGUCUUGUGAGGAGGCGGCGAUCUUCAUUGUCGACCCCAUUACGAAAUUAGAUACCCCAGUGGACGAUCCCAACUGGGAGUCUACGUACCCAGAUUGGCCCGAGCCGCUCAAGGCUCACGCUCACUCUGUCGCCGCAUACGCCUACUACAGGAAGUACAUCGCUGGACAGGAGAAGCUCCGGGAGAUCGCGCGCGACGCGCAGUACUUCCCGCGGCCAGGCAUUCCCCCCGCGGACGAUACUGUCGAGAACAUCUUCAUGGCGGCCAAACACGCGACGUACGCAGCAACGGGGAACUUCCUCAGCCCCGCGGUUCUUCUAGCAGGAUUUGCGCUCCGGGCGCUGGUCGAACAGCUUCAGAUAGAUAUGGCGCUGCUUAAGGAGUAUCGCCCGUUGUGGCGCGCCCUUGAGCGCUGCCGGAAGGAAUGGAGCGCGGUGGGAUCGCCGGUAUUCCGGAUGAAGUCUGUCACCUGCGCAGUCGACAAAUAUCUCCAGAUACGCCAUAUCUGCUUUGACCACCAUCUUGCGAGACGGGAAAAGUGGGACAUGGCGCCGUCUCCAUAUACCCAGUUCGUUCCUGCUCGUAAGUACCUGGAGAGACUUGAGCGAGAGGCGUCGCAAGAAGACAAGCAGGCUCCGCUGAAUAUAGAGCAAGCUUUGCGGUACCUAUCCGGUGUUGCGGUCCUCGGUAGGUCGGUCGAGGAGCAUGCGCUUUUCCUCCUCGAACCCGUCUUCAACUCGACAUGCCCUUCCCACAUUGACCCGGGAACGUUCGAUACGAUCCUGCUCAAAGCGCACUCGCUCGCAGCGUACGUGCAUUACAGAAGAUAUCUCGCGAGUCCGGAGGCCAUUCCUAUCGACUCGGACCCCUUCGGUGAAAUUCUGCGCGCCGCAGAGCUUGCAAACUAUGCGGCACGCAAGGGCUUUGUGAGCUCUGCGGUGGUACUCGCUGGAUUCGCCUUCUACUGCCUUCUCAAACAACUAGAGUUCGAGUUGGAAGAUAUCUCUCGCUUCCGGCCGCUUUGGGGAGCCCUGGAGGAGUACAUGAAGACGUGCGAGCUUAUGCGGCUUUCCUCUCCCCACCACCCUCAGGUCCCAGGUAUCUGCGCCGCUCGUCACUGUGGGGAGAAGACUUUGUCCUCCUCCUCGUCGAAUGUCAGGACCAGGGUUGGCUCCAGCACCAACGAGGUGUGA